AGCAGCAGAGGAGCCACUGUGUGCUGACAGUUAGGGCUGAGAGGGAGAACUAAACAGCGAUUCCCGUUAACUAAUUUGCUCCUGCAGCAGGCAAAAUUGUUGUAAUUGCAGGAUACAGGGAGCUUUUUCAAGGCAUGGUUUCUCCGUCUGCCUCUGUUGCUAAACGGGACGCCGGUGAAUAACACUUGCAGUCUAUUGCUGGGGGUGAAUGACUUGAGAAACUCUCGUCGAAGUCAGCGGACAGAGAAAGCGGUUUUAUGGGAAAUGAAUGUGACCGGGAAACAGCAACCUGAGCUGAUCGAGCGACCCGCCAGCCUUUUGGUUCCAACUUCGACAAAAUCUGGAAUUGCUUUGCUGUACAAUGAGGAGACCAACAAUACCUAUGACGUCUGCCUGAAAUUGACCAAAGAGGUAUUAACCAUACAGAAGCUGGAUGUGGUUUGCACAAGUGGAAGUGAAUCCCAAGUAAAUAAACUCCCACUUUCUAAAGCACAGAACUGUUGUACUACGAAGACAGGCAACUGGCGGUCUGGGCUUAAGCAUCAAAGGAGGUGCAGAGCACAACGUGCCUGUGGUUAUUUCAAAGAUUUUCAAAGAUCAACCGAUCAGACGGGGAAGCUGUUCGUCGGGGACGCUGUGUUGCAGGUCAAUGGAAUAAAUGUAGAACCUUGUACUCACGAGGAAGUUGUUCACCUCUUGCGCACUGCAGGAGAUGAGGUCACCAUAACUGUUCGGUACCUGCGAGAAGUUCCAUCAUUUCUAAAACUGCCUUUAGGUUCUCCUGGGCCGUCCACUGAUCACAGCCGAGUAUCCUCUCCACUCUUUGACAGUGGCUUACAUUUAAAUGGAAACAACACAGCUCCAUCACCCCCUUCGCCCUCAGCUAACGAACCAAAGUAUGAGAAGCGCUGGCUGGAUGCUGUCUCCCUGCCCUUGUUGAUGGCCAGAGUCUCCAGAUACAAAGCUGGCACAGAUAAAUUAAGGUCCAACUGUUUUGAAGUCUUCACCUUGAAUGGAGCCAGCACCAAUAUUCUUCAAUUUUGCACUGCAGCAGAAAGCACAGACUGGCUCCAAGCAAUAUCUACAAAUAUCAAUGACUUGACACAGGAGAAUAUAAAGAUUGUCAACAAAUACUGCUCUUCAGAUGAUCAGAUCAUUCACAUGGGCUGGGCAUGUGAAAGCCCAGAGGGCAGCACUGCUGUUAGGACUUCAGCAUUCAAGUACCUGGCAUUGAGAGGACCAUAUUUUCAUAUCUUCAGAAGUCCCCCGAUCGGUGCCGCUGAUUGGGGACAAGCUGAAACAACAUAUCACCUCUAUGAGGUUCUUUUCAAGGUCCACAAGCUGUGGAUGGCAGAGGACUGCUGGCUCCAGGCAAGGCUCUACUUGGGGCUGGAGCAUUCUCCUGAGCAGCAGGACAAUGAGUCUCUGAGCUUCAGUAUUCUGGUCGGCCACGGCCAGAGCCAUACCUUCAGGGUAGAGCUGGCCACUGACCUGGCUAUCUGGGAGAAGUCCUUCCAAAGAGCUGUGUUCUUGGAAGUGCAGCGAAUACGAUCCAAAAGCUACAUGUGCAGCAGCCAGGGGAAUGUGCUGUGCUUCACCAUAGAUUUUGGAUCAGGCUUCACCUGCUCAGAAGGCACUUCAAAGACCGUGCUGUGGCGAUAUAAGUUCUCUCAACUUAAAGGCUCCUCUGAUGAUGGGAAAACCAGGGUAAAACUCCUUUUCAAGAAUGCUGAAAGCAAGCAAAUAGAAAUGAAGGAACUAGAGUUUGCUAACCUAACAGCUGUCCUCCACUGUAUACAUUCUUUUAUCGCUGCCAAAGUGGCCUCCAUGGACCCUCUCUUUAUGUGCGGUCAAAGCUUCCCUGGAAAUUACAUGAACAGUUAAGAAGACACGUCCUCAUUGUCAAGUGCACCUGUGGCAAAUAUUUUAUGCACAGAGCCACUUGAUAUGUUUAUCUUGUUCUUGCUAUUUUUGUAUGAACUACUGAAAAAUAAAUAUUUGUAAAAGACUGUAGAAGUAGAACAUGUAUAAAUUAAUGGUGGAAGAAAGAUGUUGUUUAAUUUUUGACAGGUAGAAAAAACACAAUCUGAAUGGAUUCACAGUUCUUCCAUUUCUUCAAUAUGUUUUCUCUCAUUACAUAAUGGACACUUACUUGUUUCCAUCACUAUGAAAGGUAUCACCCGUUCUACCAUAUGGUGUGUAACUGCCAUACAUUUGACAACCUGACACAAAUCGCCAGAUACAGCAACUGCCACUACAUUUAGCUUAGAAUCUGAGCUGAUACACUAUCUAUGAAGAAUUAUGGUACUGUACCUACAUCUAGUAAGUACAUCUUUACUGACAAAAUGAAUCUGAUGUUGGCUUACUCCAGCAGACCUCUGACAGGGAUUUUCUUUUCUUUAUAUUCACAGUUGAACUGUAAUGAGUAAUUCUCCUUUCCCGGUCCCUCUGGUUUCUCUUGUUAUGUAUGUGAAAUGGGGGGGGGGGUAACACAAACAAUGUAAUGCAGUCUAAUAAGCCUCCAAAUAACCACUGAAUUGAAUCAGCACCUCUCUGAAAAUAAAAAUCUUCACAAAGGCAGCAUUUAUUUUAUUGGCUUAGAUACAAUUGUUUGAUGUUUGUGCUGUUGUCCAUCUUUUGUAUCUAAUAAAGGCAAAAAGACUGAGUUUCAAA
Micropterus salmoides (largemouth bass) is the source of this 2673-nucleotide messenger RNA. RefSeq names its product syntrophin, gamma 2 (gene sntg2). Gene Ontology annotation, cellular component: dystrophin-associated glycoprotein complex; intracellular anatomical structure. The coding region runs from base 265 to 1884 and encodes 539 amino acids. Lineage: Eukaryota; Metazoa; Chordata; Actinopteri; Centrarchiformes; Centrarchidae. The record is from RefSeq and is a predicted model, not a curated record. Gene Ontology annotation, molecular function: structural molecule activity; protein binding. The transcript has 17 exons.